AAUAAAGAAAAGAGAAAAACAGACCGACACACACUGCACUACACUCUGCCUAGAGAAAGAAACACGAGAGAGAGACAACCAAGACAGAGACACCGCAGCACUCUCCCCCCUCUCUCUCUCUCUCUCCCCAAAUAGGCAAAUAGAGUAGUAGAGUAUUCAGACCUCUUUCUUCCUCCCCACCCAACACCCAUUUCAACAUCACGGUCAAUAAAUCCAUUCCACGCUGUCUGACAUUUCCGGGGCUCCGAGCCCCGAUAUCAGCUGAAAGGGUGAUUUAUUUUGUGAGCAAAAUGUACUCGGCGAUUCAUUCGGUACCGGUGGACAGCGAGGUGCUGUGGACCUCGGAUCCGAAGCCUCGGCUCCGGUGGACGGCGGAGCUCCACGAGAGGUUUGUUGAUGCUGUCACUCAGCUCGGUGGACCUGACAAAGCAACACCAAAGACAAUCUUGAGAACUAUGGGGGUAAAAGGCCUUACCCUUUAUCACUUGAAGUCACAUCUUCAGAAAUAUCGGAUGGGGAAGCAAUCAUACAAGGACUUACCUGACAGCUCUAAGGAUGCUUCUUGCAUUGCGGAGAGUCAGGACACCGGUUCAUCUAUAUCCUCAUCGUCAAAAAUAGCUCAUGGGCUUAACGAUGGCUACCAGGUGACUGAGGCUUUGCGAGUACAGAUGGAAGUCCAACGAACACUGCAUGACCAGCUGGAGGUUCAGCGUCGUUUGCAACUUCGGAUUGAAGCACAAGGCAAAUACCUGCAGUCAAUCCUUGACAAAGCUUGUAAAGUUCUCAAUGAUCAUGCUACUGCCACCGUCGGGUUUGAAGCUACCAGUGAAGAGCUCUCAGAACUGGCUAUCAAAGUUUCCAAUGACUUUAACCAGACAGUCCCUGUUGAAACCCUAACAAUGUCUUCUCUCUCGGAACUUGCUGCAUCGAUCUCUAGAAAACAAGAAUGCUUCCAUUGACUUUACAGAUGUUUCUGCUCCUCACUGAUUGUUGUUUUCGCAUUUCAUGCAGGUGAGUUUUGUACAUUCUCAAAGCAGAUUGUUUAAGAUUUGAAUUUUGGACCUCUUAAUUUCAAAGUGCCUCUAGUUUGCUAGCAUUGAACACAAAUGAUUUGGAGAGGUAAUUGUUGCCAAGGAGUACUUCUAAGUUGGAUGAAAUGUACUGUGGGUUAAGUUUGUUAGUGGUUUAUCAUAGCUUGUGCAUGGGCUUUUCCGCAA
This is a messenger RNA of Rhododendron vialii, 1217 nucleotides long. Its product is annotated as protein PHR1-LIKE 3. The record is from RefSeq and is a predicted model, not a curated record. The transcript is spliced from 7 exons. Gene Ontology annotation, molecular function: DNA binding; DNA-binding transcription factor activity. NCBI's taxonomy places the organism in Eukaryota, Viridiplantae, Streptophyta, Magnoliopsida, Ericales, Ericaceae. The coding region runs from base 291 to 959 and encodes 222 amino acids.